This is a messenger RNA of Aspergillus niger, 1296 nucleotides long. RefSeq lists its product as uncharacterized. The transcript is spliced from 6 exons. Lineage: Eukaryota; Fungi; Ascomycota; Eurotiomycetes; Eurotiales; Aspergillaceae. The record is from RefSeq and is a predicted model, not a curated record. Bases 1 to 1296 code for a protein of 431 amino acids.
AUGGCCGUCAACUACCGACAUGGUCUCUCCAUAUUGGAAUUGAUUGUAUACUUGCCGUCCCUGUUCAUCUCGUUGUAUAUGGGCUUUCGCCAUGGCUUCCAGAGAAACGCCGGCUGGAUUCUCUUAAUAAUCUUUUCCUUGGCCCGCAUUGUUGCGGGCAUGGUUCUUUGCAUUGUUGGUUCAAGCAUGAGCUCCAGCCUUCAGGGAAUCACGAAUAGUAUAGAAGCCAAAGUUGGCGACGUCCUGUACGUCAUCGCAUGGGCCUGCCUCUGUGUUCUGCUACUUGUCGUCGGGAGCAAGUAUGCAAGCAUUGAGGAUGGCGAACAUCGCUUGCUUUUGGCAGUUGGGAUCUCAGUUCCGUUGCUUCUCGUGCGCCUCAUAUACUCCCUGUUGUCUGUAUUCACACACAACCCCACAUUCAACAUGCUUACCGGAAACGUCACCGUCUUCCUGGUCAUGGCCGUUCUGGAGGAAAUCGUGAUUGUUGGGAUCUGCCUGGGAGUUGGAAUGACUCUGGAAGUCCGUCAACGUCCGACAGAGUAUGAGGCCUGCGAGGCGCCGGCUCAGGGAGGUUCCGAGCUCGAGUCACAGCAGAGACCUGAUAUAACUUCGUACAAUCCCAAAAAGCAAGAGCGGAGGCAAAAGAAGAGACGUGGUGGGCCUAUUAGCCAGCUCAUUGGAUUGGCCAUUGAUGAGAUCAGAUCUAGAAGGCACACAACGAAAACCACACAGUGCGCUUCUAGCCUUUUCAAUGGCAUAGAGGCAUACUUUUUUUUCAAGUUCGUUCAGUGGAAGAUCAAAACCAAACAGUUUUUAGCAGAGCUGCGUCUACUCCACCCUGAUAUCUGGGGGAUGAUCGUUGCUGCAGCUCUUGAGAUCAAUCAAAGAGGAACUGAAGCUAUGGUUGAUUACCGAGCAUGCUGUUUUGUUGCGGUCGCCAACGUGUCCUACCAUAUAGGGGACGUAAAUAUCACGGCAACUGAAAAUGAUAGACAUCAAGGACUAAUAAUCAGUUAUCAGAAGCGAAACGAGCGAUUGACUAGUCGCAUCGGCUAUGAUCGUUGCAUGGAGAUGGUGGUUGUUGCCCCUCCUGAGAGCUCACAACUGUCUCAAUGGACGCACAUCACCGACAAUCGACACAACAAUGGCUCAGUCAACUCAAUGCUCUGUGGCACUCUAGAUUCACGGCGCCAGAAAUGCGGAGAGCGACUUGCUGAGUCAAAAGAUUCGGCCCAGAGCUCGUCAAUCUGCGUGUUGCCAUUGGUGCGCCGUGCCUGGACAACGGACUCGGCAUAA